GGCAAUAACUUGAGUCAGUGCUCAAUGAGACACCAGCCAAGACACACUCACACACUCACACACAGGCUGUGGGGUCAGAAGGGGCUUCCCAGCCACAGCUCCUCCUAAACCAGGUUACAUUGGCUGAACUCAUCCACUUUCUAACCAUCAGCUUCCAGCAGCCAGCCUGCACACCAACACACAACGUCAUUUUGGAAGAUCUGAUCCUCCCAGGUUGUGAAGUAGCUAAUUUUUUUUUUUUUUACUUAUUCAGACUUUACUUUCAGCCUCCAGAGGUUGCUCCCAGUGAGCUGAACAUUCUGACAGUCUGGUUACUGUAACGUUCUAUCAUGAUCUGCACGUUGGGACAUCAGCCCCUGUGACCCUCCUCAGAGCCCACCUUGGAGAAGACUUGGACAUUUCAGUCACCUCAUCUUCACAACUUGGAACCCAGGCAGGACUGCGCUCUGUCUCUGCUAAGAAAGAGGAGAAACUGAGGCUGCAAUCUGCUCUGGAAGGAUUUUUGUCUCAGUCUGUUUGCAGUAACUCAGAAGGAAAGGGGGAGAAUCUCUGCCAGGAACCUGCGCUCUGCACCUCUGGCCAGGCUUGCUGAGUGAUCUUUCGGGGUGUUUCUAUUUUUUGGGAGACUUGGUAGCGUGCCCCCUCAUUGUGCCGGGGGUGACUUGGUGUCCUUCACUGCCUGUCUCCGCAGUUUGGCCAGGGGGGAUGGGAGGAGGGGUCUGCAGAAGAUCCCUGGACUAGUAGUGGCUGCAUUGCACCUUCUUCUGCUAUCAUCUGGCUAGUAACCAAGGGACCCAGCUAGCCCAGACACAGCCACAGCUAGCCCAGACACAGGCACAGCUAGCCAGCCACAGCCAGCCCAGCCACAGCCACUCUCUGGGAUUCACUGUCAUUGCACCAUGAGGUACAUCACAUCAGUCCUGGGCUAUCUGUUGUUACACUUGUUUGUCAUCUGUCUACAAGCUCAGGUAACUAUUCAGUCCCCACCUAAUUUUACACAGCAUGUGAGGGAGCAAAGCCUUGUGACAGAUCAACUGAGCCGUCGGCUCAUCCGGACCUACCAGUUGUACAGUCGGACCAGCGGCAAGCACGUGCAGGUUCUGGAUAACAAAAAAAUUAAUGCAAUGGCCGAAGAUGGCGACCCACAUGCCAAGCUGAUUGUCGAAACGGACACGUUUGGAAGCAGAGUCCGCAUUAAAGGCGCAGAAACUGGCUUUUAUAUCUGCAUGAACAAAAAGGGAAAACUGAUCGGCAAGACAAAUGGGAGAGGCAAAGAUUGUGUCUUCACCGAGAUUGUCCUCGAGAACAACUACACUGCUUUGCAAAAUAGCAAGUAUGAAGGCUGGUACAUGGCGUUCACACGAAGAGGCCGUCCUAGGAAAGGUUCCAAGACAAGGCAGCACCAACGGGAGGUUCAUUUUAUGAAGAGGUUGCCGAAGGGCCACCACACCACAGAACCUCAUAAACGUUUUGAGUUUAUUAAUUACCCUUUUAAUAGAAGGAGUAAAAGAACUCGAUACUCAAGCUCUCGGUAGGAACCGGACAAGAGUCACUUCCAUGUUCCAGAGACUUUUCAUACAGACUACUUUAUUCUAAUAUAAAAACGG
Pelobates fuscus (common spadefoot toad) is the source of this 1607-nucleotide messenger RNA. It is a transcript of the gene FGF8, whose product is annotated as fibroblast growth factor 8. Gene Ontology annotation, cellular component: cytoplasm. Gene Ontology annotation, molecular function: growth factor activity; fibroblast growth factor receptor binding. The transcript has 5 exons. The record is from RefSeq and is a predicted model, not a curated record. The coding region runs from base 900 to 1535 and encodes 211 amino acids. Lineage: Eukaryota; Metazoa; Chordata; Amphibia; Anura; Pelobatidae. Gene Ontology annotation, biological process: embryonic heart tube development; heart morphogenesis; positive regulation of gene expression.